Lodderomyces jiufengensis is the source of this 435-nucleotide messenger RNA. RefSeq lists its product as uncharacterized. The coding region runs from base 1 to 435 and encodes 144 amino acids. The record is from RefSeq and is a predicted model, not a curated record. Lineage: Eukaryota; Fungi; Ascomycota; Pichiomycetes; Serinales; Debaryomycetaceae. The transcript has a single exon.
AUGCAACUGGUUACUGAACAGCAUUUCUCCGUCAAAAGCAAACAAGAGACGAAGGAUUCAAAUGGUAAAAUUCAACAAAAUUCACCGUUCAAGGAAUCAAAAAAUUCUAAGGAAUCUACAAAGAAUAAGCAGAUGUUACCAUGGGAGAAGGAAGAACUGCAAACGUAUUAUUUGAACACAAAUAUACCAGCAAUAAAUAUCAGUUUAAAUGGUGGUCUAGUUGGAAAAGCUGCAAAAGAUGGUAAAUUUGUUAUCAACGGUUCUGUAAUUACGAUAUCCAAAAACCCAAGCAAAUCACGGAAGAUCAAUGAUUAUAUACCUAGGCACCCACACUAUCAAGUUAAUGAAUCUGAGUUAAAUUUUCUCGAAUCGAUUUUGAGACAUAUCGACAUCAAACUGUGCAAAUAUUUGAAUGGAUCUAUAAUACCAUUGUAA